This is a messenger RNA of Cryptococcus wingfieldii CBS 7118, 1221 nucleotides long. RefSeq lists its product as hypothetical. Gene Ontology annotation, molecular function: oligopeptide transmembrane transporter activity. The record is from RefSeq and is a predicted model, not a curated record. Lineage: Eukaryota; Fungi; Basidiomycota; Tremellomycetes; Tremellales; Cryptococcaceae. The transcript has 7 exons. Gene Ontology annotation, biological process: transmembrane transport. Bases 1 to 1221 code for a protein of 406 amino acids.
AUGUCCAAUGGCGUUUUCUUGGCGAAUGGCACGACCUACCCUUUCAACAGUCUUCACUCCUCCGGGUACCAAGUCUUCAACGAGACCAGGUAUGAAGAAAUCGGCCUCGCCUACUCUGGAGCUCAGUACCUCUGGAACGUAUUCAUGUGGUACGCCUCGUACAUCUCUUCCUUUGUAUGGUGUGGCCUCUUUUUGGCUCCCACUCUCAAGCACGUCUACAAAUCCUUCCGUAACAAGCGACCGGCGCACACUGACCGCUUGAGUCGGCUCAUCGCUAAGUAUCCCAAAGUGACUUGGUGGGAAUGGGGACUCCUCAGUUUGAUACCGUUCUUCAUGCUCUUAGGAGUCAUUCUCACGAAAAAGCUCUACAUGUCCACCUGGACCUACUUUGUCGGCCUUGGUUUCGGUGCGGCCGCGAUGCUGCCCAUGUCAUUGGUGUACGCACAGUCCGGCUAUUCGAUGAAGGUGGGUAUCUUCAACGAGUUGAUUUAUGGAUAUAUGAUCGAGGCUCCUGGAUCUUCCCGUCAUCCCCUAGGUCAGCUCGCGUAUCGUAUCAUCUCUGGCAACGUAUGGUACGAUGCUCGUACUGUACUGGAAGAUCAAAAGAUCGGCCACUACUUCCACAUUCCUCCCCGCCAAGUCAUCGGCAUUCAGGUACUCGCAAACAUGCUUGCCAUCCCUGUCAACUACGGUGUCAUGCGCUGGGUCAUUGCUAGCAAGUUUGACUAUGUCAGUGGCAAGGUGACCGAUCCGGCGGGACAGUGGACGGGUCAAGAAUUCAUGAGCUAUAACUCUGCAGGUGUGCAGUACUCGCUUGUGGGACCGACAAGGUUGUUCAAGUCGACUGAUGUGUAUGAAAGGGUUGGCGCGAUUGCCCCCGUCAUCGUCUGGCUUCUUCACAAGCGAUUCCCCAAGGUCCGUUUCGACCUCUUCAACACUACGAUCUUCUUCUCUGGCGCUGCUACAUUCUACGGUAACCUGAGCACUGGACCAUUCACCACGUUCAUUGUCGGAACCGUAUGGAACUUUUACUUGUACAGGUACAGGAGAAAGUUCUGGAACACCUGGGCUUAUAUCUCUGGCGCUGCUCUCGAUACCGGAUUCAACUUCAACCUCCUUUUCAUCUUUAUAUUCCUCGGUACCACCGGUGUGGCGAUGAAGAAUUGGUGGGGUAACAACGAGGACAACAUUGAAAGAUGUUUCGCCCUCAGCACCUCCUAA